CUAUUUCUCUUACUCGCGCGAAAUUUGAUACUGCGUUUUGCAGGUGAGAAGCGCGUCCGACGACUGGCACCCUAAAGCGAUGACGGAAGGCAAUGAAAAACUUAAACAGAUGGAAGAGGAAAUGGAUAGGUUUGAAGCUGAAAUCGCCCAUCAGUCAUCUGUUUCAACCUCGAGCGUUCCAUUAUCAGGUGGUUUUACUUUUCCACCGGUAACUAGCUUUAUGCCUCCUCAGUUGCGUGUACAUCAAAACCCGACAAAUAUCAUUCAACCAAUAUACUCAGUUUUGCCGAUGCCACCUGGAAUAUCCAUGUUCGUUCCUUUAUCUCAACCUCCUGUAUCGUGCUACCCCAUGAAUGUUACUCAUGCACAUUUACCACCAUCCAAUCAAGUUUUCAUGCCUCCAAAAACAUCGAGUGCAUCAAUCCCAACUUCAAAAACAGAAACAGUUUCUACUGCGUCCGUUAAUAAAAUGAAUAACAGUGAACUGAAUCCUGUUCAGAAAGUCAUUACUGCCCCACCACAAAUGGCAGGUCCAAACGAACUGGCAGCUCGAGCUAAGGAAGCCGCUGCUGCUGCUGCGGCUGCCAAAUCCAAAACUGAAGAUGAAGAUGAUGACGUUACUCGAGCGUUGUUAGCUGCAGCAGCGGGAGUUACGUACACACGUGUUCAAGGUCGGGAUGGCAAAGAAAAAGUUAUGGCUAGCAUUACUAAACCGCCUUUAACACCUGUCACCUCACAGUCAAAUAAAAAACCAAAAUCAAGCGACCCCUCUGCAGAUACAGAAGCUGACAAAGUGACACAAACAAUUCCACUACCAACUGUACCACCACCUAUUUAUCGUCCAACCAACACAAACACAAAUGACCAAUCAUACAAAACAAAGAAGUACAUACGUGCCGCUGCUGGAGCUACUUGGGAAGACCCAACUUAGCUGAAUGGGAUCCAAUUUCCAAUGUUUUCUGAGACUAGUGGAACAUGUCUCUUUUGUAUAUAAUCCUUCAAACUCUCUGUGUGGAUGGCUAGAUCUUUAGCAAUACAAAGGAGACGAAGAAGUGCUACCUUUGGUAGGUUUCUUUUCACCUUAGAUGUCAAUUUUAAAAGUAUCCCGUCGAAAUUGAGUAGUUAAUGUUGACGAUGUUUUCAUCUUCCGCAAUUAUUAUGAAGCUUUGUUUGCAUACCAAUCUUUCCGUGAACAAGGUGAUUUGAAAAGUCACCGCAGUUUGUAGCUAAUAGAUUCUCGGUUCAAUUUCUCCUCUAAUCUAAAUCAGCCGUUUGUUCAGCUGAGCUGAAAUUAGUUACAACGUAGCAAUAAAACGUUAUUGUGGACAUUAAGCCUUUAUCUAGUAGUUCACAAGAGCAUACUUGGAUUUAUCCACCGAGGUUUAUGCAACCUAAUGUUAUCACAAGCUAUUGCACAUUGGUAUGUAGUGUGCAUGGUCACUGAGGUUGUUUAAUUACUUAAGGGAAUCAUUAGAGGUUUGAUGCUUAGUUUUAGGGAAGUUUCCGUACACGUUCCAAUGCACUAGUAUUUAAUAAACAACCUUUUAAUCCAACUUUUCUUAGCUGUUAUUCACAUUAAUUUUCCUAAGUGGAAGCUGAACUUGAGGCGAAUAGUGUUUGCUAUUUCCCCCGACUCACUAGUAUGUAUUCUCAUGUAGUAUUUUAUGUAACAUGUUUUCUUGAGAUGGACUACUGCUUAUCUUUAUACAGAUGUAAGCUGUUUUCGAAUCCGGCUAUGAAAUAAUCAUCACGGUCAAAUGUUUUGAUACAUUUACAGGUCUUAUGAUGUGGAGAAAGCUGUAUUUUUAAUGACGCGAAUUUUUGUUGUGAAUAAUAUAGAAAAUGUUUCAUUGAUCUCUAGGUGAUUUUCGAUUAUUUGUGGUGAUCUGGGUAACGAAGUGACGGAUGAUACUUUGUCGCGGGCGUUCAACCGUUACUCUUCAUUUCAAAAGGCAAAGGUUGUUCGAGACAAACGUACUGGCAAGUCUCGUGGUUAUGGAUUUGUCAGCUUUUCUGAUCCUAUGGACUUCACUCGUGCCAUGCGAGAAAUGAAUGGUAAAUAUGUCGGUAACCGUCCUAUCAAGCUUAAAAAGAGUGAUUGGCGCAAACGCCAACUAGAAGUUCAUCGAAAAAAGGAGAAAGAAAAACGCAAACUUGGUUUGAAAAACUGAUAUUUUUUAGUACUGACCUGUAAAAUAGUUCGUGUAUAUUUUCUUGUUACUAAAGCGAUGUAAAAUUUUAUCAUUUUCAUUUCCGAUGAGUUUAUCUUCGUCUUCACCCUUUGAUAAAGCUAUGUUAGGCUAUGUACUGAUAGUUUACAGGGGAUAAAUCUUUGCAUCUCCUUAUUUUUUAUUGAUAUCUUGUCAGUGCAGAUCUUGAAUAGAAUCGUAAUAAUCCA
Molecule: messenger RNA, 2398 nt
Organism: Heterobilharzia americana
Lineage: Eukaryota; Metazoa; Platyhelminthes; Trematoda; Strigeidida; Schistosomatidae
Source: the annotation of a GenBank genome assembly